AGAUUUCUAAUGUCGUUGUAUUUUGACUGUGCCGUGAGCGGAGGGGGAGGGGCGGGUAAUAUUCACGUGUCAAGCACGUGGCACCCAAACCUACCUUAUCUAGCGGUUGGGUCAUACUCAGAGGAGAAAGGAGGAUAUGUUACAGUUUACACAGAUACGGGGGAGAAAGCUGAUGGUAUUAAUCUUCCUGCACACCCCACUGCACAGGUUACCGCAGUAGCGUGGCAUCCUACAAAGAAGGUUCUGGUAGUGGGCUGGGAAAACGGAGAACUUUUUCUUUUCUCAGAUCACAACAACUUGUGUAUAGAGGUUCCAACUAUUCAUAAUGCUGCAGUUUCCCUGCUUGUCUGGAGCAAAGGAGGAGCUAGACUGAUCACAGGAGAUUCAGCAGGCUCUGUAGUAGGCUGGGCCUUUGAUAGAUCCGGUCAACUUAAUACAGUGUUUCAUCAUGAACUGAAAGAUCCGAUAUCACAAAUAAUAUUCAGAAACACUUACGAGCGCACUGGAGAGCUUGACAUGAGUGGAUUGGCGCGCGCAGCUGUCGAAGGAGAUGAACGCGCGCUUGAUCUUUUUUCUUCAUGGAGACCCAAGACUGGUAGAAGAGGAGGGUAUGGACUGGAGGAGAAAAAAGAAAAUCUAAACUUUUAUGUUGGAUCGAUGACAGGUGUUAUAUACUACUUGAAUGAGAAUGGAAGCUGCAUGGAAGUCCUACAGGCAGAUGGAGCUAUCAGAACUCUUCUGUAUCAUGAAUACGGAGAAGUACUGGUGGCUGUUACUGAGAGUUUGGUGGUCGGUCAAUUCAGGGUUGAGCUGGAUGGAACACUUACUGAGAUUAGCAAAGCUAAAAUGUCCACAAGAAGUACAGAUUGUGCGAUCACAUGGGCUGGUCGUGGACUCCUGGGGAUAACUACAGGAGAACUGGGAGUACGCUUGUGGAACCUAGAUUCUGGUGAUAACUUUGUCCUGACUGGGGCUACAGGAGCGGGAGGAAAAUCAGAAUUUAUAACUAGCCUAGGCUACUGCAGCGCCAAAUCAACACUAGCGGCAGGAACAAGUCUUGGUAAUAUUCUGAUGUGGAAGUGUAAUAAUUCAAAUACCUCCCUUAGCACUUCACAGGAAUCUAGUUGGAUAGCUGAACCUAUGGCCAGGGUGGGAUUUGCAGUAAAGCACCUGAGCUGGGGGUCAAACUAUAAUCUUCUUGGCGUCAACUGUGUCAGAGAGGUUUUCAUUUUGCGGGAGCAUGAAGUGUCUGUUCACUAUAAUCAAGAUGUCUGCGCUGUACAGGUUAGUCCCACCAACUUGACUGUGAUGCUGGGGGAGAAAAAGGCGAGCUUGGUGUCAGAUAUUCAAAUUAGAGGUGUGUUUGUGACCGAUGAAACCCUGGCUGUCUGGAACGGUCAUCGAGUCCUUGUUUACGAUAUCAACCAUGAAAACAGCAGAUUUAUUUCUCAAGGAGCAUUUAACGCCGAGUGUGAGAGUCUAGUUGUAUUUGAGAAGAGCAUUAUAACCCUGGAGGGAAUGAAAAUUCACAUCAGAAAUUUUCAGGGAACCAUUAAGCAAACUCUGGGUUUUAGUGAAAACGAAGGAAUGGGAAUAUAUGUCGAUGUGAACUCAUCGUUUGUUGUGUGCGCAACUAUAACAGGAUGCAUCAGGAUGUGGGAUAUAUCUAGGCGUGAGGCUAAAUCACAUUCGUAUCCAAAGUUUUUAGCAGAGUUUAUAUCUGAUUUUGGAGAAGUUAUUUCGGUGAAAAUAAACCACAAUGCUACAAAAGCUAGUAUUUUGAUUGCUCAGGGUAGUUUAGUCCCUGAUCCUAAACUCUAUGUUUGGGAUAUAGAGAAUGAUAACAUUAUAUACUUCAACUUUGCUUCAGGGAAAAAUGAUCAGGAUGAUAAUAACAGUGUUCCACCUAAUUCUGCUAGAUCAGAUAGAGAAGGAGGAAAUAACCCUUUACAGACAGAAAUAUACGGAAGGGUGGCAGUCAACCAUAGCUGGGACCCAGAGGAGGCUAAACUACUCAUAGUAGAGGCCAGGAUUAUUCCAGGUAUAGAGGUUUUCAAAUUCUUUCUUUUAAUCACACAUGUUUGAAUUGUGCAUUACAUU
This is a messenger RNA of Eurytemora carolleeae, 2100 nucleotides long. Its product is annotated as intraflagellar transport protein 140 homolog. The record is from RefSeq and is a predicted model, not a curated record. Gene Ontology annotation, molecular function: protein binding. Gene Ontology annotation, cellular component: axoneme; ciliary basal body; intraciliary transport particle A. Gene Ontology annotation, biological process: intraciliary retrograde transport. The coding region runs from base 10 to 2085 and encodes 691 amino acids. Lineage: Eukaryota; Metazoa; Arthropoda; Copepoda; Calanoida; Temoridae. The transcript is spliced from 28 exons.